AUGGUGUCCCAGCUGAGCGCCCUGCAACGGGAGCUGCUGGGCGCCCUGCUCAGCUCCGGCGCCACCAAGGAGGGGCUGAUCCGCGCCCUGGAGGACAUGGUGCCCGCCGCCGGCUUCGGCGUCAAACUGGAGAGCCUGCCGCUGUCCCCGGGCGGGCCCCCCGACGGCAGGGCCGCGCUGCCGCCGCUGGCCAACGGGCACGGCAAGGGCAAGCUCUCGGGCGACGAGGGCUCCGAGGACGGCGACGACUUUGACACGCCGCAGAUCCUCCGCGAGCUGCAGUCGCUCAACACGGAGGAGGCCGUGGAGCAGCGGGCGGAGGUGGAGAGGAUGAUCAGCGAGGACCCGUGGCGGGCAGCGAAGAUGAUCAAGGGCUACAUGCAGCAGCACAACAUCCCCCAGAGGGAGGUGGUGGAUGUCACCGGCCUCAACCAGUCCCACCUGUCCCAGCACCUCAACAAGGGCACCCCCAUGAAGACCCAGAAGAGAGCUGCCCUGUACACGUGGUACGUCCGCAAGCAGCGGGAGAUCCUCCGCCAGUUCAACCAGGCAGUCCAGGGUUGUGGAAAUAUGACAGACAAAGGCAGUCAGGAUCAGCUGCUGUUUCUCUUUCCAGAGUUCAAUCAGCAGAACCAGGGGGCUGCCCAGCUCGACGACGCCUGCUCCGAAACGCCCAGCAAGAAGAUGCGGCGCAAUCGGUUCAAGUGGGGGCCGGCCUCCCAGCAAAUCUUGUACCAAGCCUACGAGCGCCAGAAGAACCCCAGCAAGGAGGAGAGGGAGACCCUGGUGGAGGAGUGCAACAGGGCCGAGUGUCUGCAGCGAGGAGUGUCCCCCUCCAAGGCGCACGGGCUGGGCUCCAACCUGGUGACGGAGGUGCGGGUGUACAACUGGUUUGCCAACCGGCGCAAGGAGGAGGCGUUCCGCCAGAAACUGGCCAUGGACGCCUACAGCUCGGGCCAGCCCCCGCACAGCAUGAACCUGCUGCUGUCCCACGGCUCCCCCCACCACAACCAGCCCAGCGCCUCCCCGCCCAGCAAAAUGCCAGGGGUCAGGUACAGCCAGGCGGGCGGCGAGGCCGUGUCCUCGGGGGCCAUCAGCCACCACGGCGGCGCUGCCAUGGUCACCACGAGCCAGGCUGUGCUGCAGCAGGUCUCCCCGGCCAGCCUGGACCCGGGCCACGCUCUGCUGUCUCCCGAAGGGAAAAUGAUCUCGGUGUCGGGGGGCGGGCUGCCCCCGGUGAGCACCCUGACCAACAUCCACAGCCUGUCGCACCACAACGCGCAGCAGUCGCAGAACCUCAUCAUGACGCCGCUCUCGGGGGUCAUGGCCAUCGCCCAGAGUCUGAACACCUCGCAGGCCCAGAGCGUGCCCGUCAUCAACAGCGUGGCGGGCAGCCUGGCAGCCCUGCAGCCCGUGCAGUUCUCCCAGCAGCUGCACAGCCCCCACCAGCAGCCCCUGAUGCAGCAGUCCCCGGGCCACAUGGCGCAGCAGCCCUUCAUGGCCACCGUCACCCAGCUGCAGAACUCACACAUGUACACACACAAGCAGGAGCCCCCCCAGUACUCGCACACCUCGCGCUUCCCCUCGGCCAUGGUGGUGACGGACACCAGCAGCAUCAGCACGCUCACCAACAUGUCCUCCAGCAAGCAGUGUCCCCUGCAAGCCUGGUGA
Messenger RNA from Melospiza georgiana, 1671 nucleotides. RefSeq names its product HNF1 homeobox B (gene HNF1B). The transcript is spliced from 9 exons. The record is from RefSeq and is a predicted model, not a curated record. Gene Ontology annotation, cellular component: nucleus. Gene Ontology annotation, biological process: positive regulation of DNA-templated transcription; regulation of transcription by RNA polymerase II; liver development. Gene Ontology annotation, molecular function: DNA-binding transcription factor activity, RNA polymerase II-specific; RNA polymerase II cis-regulatory region sequence-specific DNA binding. Lineage: Eukaryota; Metazoa; Chordata; Aves; Passeriformes; Passerellidae. Bases 1 to 1671 code for a protein of 556 amino acids.